AUGACGUUGCAACCAUUACAAACGGUCUUACACAGCCAGAGCCAAUCCGGAAGAUUAGCGAAGUGGGCGAUCGAGCUCGGAGAAUACGACAUUGAGUACAAGCCACGAACGAGCUCGGAAGCACAAGUACUAGCAGAUUUUAUUAUCGAGCUCGUUCCCAGCAAAACUGACACUGAUGACAAAACCAGGAAAUGGAAACUCCAUGUCGAUGGAGCCUCACCGAAGCAGGGGUCAGGUGUUAGAAUACAGCUUGAAUCCCCAACUGGAGAGGUGAUCGAACAAUCUUUCUGCCUAGGCUUCAACGCGUCAAACAAUGAAGCCGAUUACGAGUCCCUGAUCGCCGGACUACGACUCGUCCAAAGCAUCGGAGCCCGGAAGAUAAGCGCCUUCAGUGACUCACAGCUCGUCACAAGCCAAUUCCACGGCGAGUAUGAGGCUAAAAAUGAAAGGAUGGAAGCCUACCUAGCAAGGGAUCGCGGGAUCGCCAACGGUGAAGACGAUCUCCCGCUGGUCGAGGAAAUCGUCACCCGCAGUAAAUCUAAGGGACACAUCCAAGAAUCCGAGGAGGAGUUACUCGAAGCUCCGCAGAACCAAAGGACUUCAGGCGAGUCCUCUCGGAGAACUCGAUCAGGUGUUGCAAGGACGGCGCCUGCUCGAUCAGUUCCCGAAGAGAUACAUGUUCACGAGGUGAACAACGAAUCACAGAAACCUUUCCAGGACGAGCUCGAGAGCAGGCCGGAUUGGAGAACCCUAAUAUUCAAUUACAUUGAGACCGGGGAACUUCCACCUGAAAGAUGGGAAGCUCGAAAUUUAAAAGCCCGGAGAUCGCGCUAUUGCAUCAUGGAAGGAAAAAUCUUUAAGAGAACCUUCAGUGAGCCGUAUCUAUUAUGCGCAUCGCCAAAAGAAGCUUCGAUCAUUCUCAAGAAAACUCACGACAGAUCAUGCGUUUUCUUGGCAAUCAAAAUAAAAAAGCAUGGUUAUUUCUCGCCAACUAUCAUUAGCGACAGCGAACAGUUCGCAGCAAGGUGUGACAGGUGCCAACAGCAUGCGCCUAUGUUGCAUCAACCAACACAAAAGUUGUCAAUCAUAUAUUCACCGUACCCAUUCAUGAAGUGGUCCAUGGAUAUAGUGGGACCCUUCGUCUCGUCGGGGCCAGCACAGCUUCGAUUCCUUUGGAAGAACAUCGUUUGUCGACAUGGCCUCCCGUACGAAAUAAUCACGGAUAAUGGUUCCCAAUUCAUCUCGAAGGUUAUCAAAGAUUUCUGCGACAAGUGGAAGAUCAAGUUAAAGUUCGCAGGCCCUCGAUACCCAAAGUGUAACGGGCAAGCCGAAGCCACGAACAUAACGAUAGUAAACAACUUAAAGAAGAGACUCGAUCUCAAAAAAUCUAAAUGGAGCGAAGAACUGAACGGAGUGCUCUGGGAGUGCCGAACAACGCCCCAUACAGCAACCCAAGAAACACUGUUCUCUCUAUCGUACGGAAUCGAAGCAGUAAUACCACCCGAGAUCGAGGUCUCGUCUCAGCGACGAGGAAUAUGCCCCGAUAACGUCGAAAUAAACAAAGAAAUGUUGCUCGAAUAUUUGGACAUGAUCGAAGAACGUCGAGAACGAGCUACGGUACGCAUCCAGAAUUACCAGCAAGCCGCUGCUCGUUACUACGAUUCAAAUGUAAGAGGCCGCAGCUUCUCGAUCGACGACCUAGUGCUACGAAAAGUGUUCGAUGGACCAAAAGAAAAUGGCGCAGGGAAAUUAGGAACGAGAUGGGAAGGCCUAAAGUUCGCGGUGGCGUCUACGAACUAG
Molecule: messenger RNA, 1800 nt
Organism: Raphanus sativus (radish)
Lineage: Eukaryota; Viridiplantae; Streptophyta; Magnoliopsida; Brassicales; Brassicaceae
Exons: 2
Coding region: 1-1800 (599 amino acids)
Biological process (GO): DNA integration
Molecular function (GO): RNA-DNA hybrid ribonuclease activity; nucleic acid binding
Source: RefSeq, a predicted model, not a curated record